UAAUAUUCCAAAGAUGGCGGCAGUGCUGUCAUCUUGUGCGUGCUUUUUACGUCUUAAAUAUGGUCCUGAUGAGUUAGAACAGUUUCAAAGAAGCAAAAAAAUUGAUAAAAUGUUAGAAGAAGACAAACAUAUUAUCCGCCGAGAAGUUAAACUACUUCUUCUAGGAGCUGGUGAAAGUGGUAAAAGUACUUUUCUAAAGCAAAUGAAGAUUAUCCAUGGCCAUAAUUUUGACGAGGAAUCAUUAAUAGAGUUCAGAAGUGUUGUUUAUCAAAAUAUAGUUAAAGGAAUGAAAGUAUUAGUAGAUGCAAGAAACAAGCUGGAUAUUCCAUGGGAAAAUGUAUACAAUUCGCAGAAUGCUAGUCAUAUUUUAACGUUUGACAACAGUAUGAUCUUGGAUUCACAGACAUUUUUAAAGUUAGCAAAUAUAGUAAAAGAACUAUGGCAAGAUAGAGGUAUAAAAACUGCCUUUGAUAGGAGGAGAGAAUUUCAACUGGGAGACAGUGUACGCUAUUUCUUUGAGAACUUAAAUAGGAUAACAGCACAAAAUUAUCUUCCUUCAAAUCAAGACAUUCUUCAUGCUAGGAAAGCCACUAAGGGAAUCAGUGAAUUUCUUGUCCAUAUCAAUACCAUCCCAUUCCGUUUUGUAGAUGUUGGUGGGCAGCGUUCUCAGAGGCAAAAAUGGUUCCAGUGUUUUGAUAGUGUAACUUCUAUCCUGUUCCUAGUAGCAUCUACAGAAUAUGAUCAAGUACUUUUAGAAGACCGAUGUACCAACCGCCUUGCGGAGUCAAAGCAUAUUUUUGAGACUAUUAUCAACAAUAGGUGCUUCUCCGAAGUGUCGGUUAUUCUUUUCCUUAACAAAACUGAUCUUCUUCAGGAAAAACUAGAAAAGAAAGAUUCAGAUAUUUCUCAUUACUUUCCAGAGUUCAGUGGAGAUCCUCACAAAUUGGAAGAUGUGCAGAUGUUCAUUCUUAGUAUGUUUGACUCUGUCAGGAGAGACCAGAAGAAACAACUCUUUCAUCACUUUACUACAGCUGUGGACACAGAGAACAUCAAAGUUGUUUUUAAUGCUGUACGAGAUACAAUAUUGCAAAAGAACAUUACCCAGCUAAUGCUUCAAUAGUUGUUUCUUUGUAUAGACAUAAAAUCAUGGUCUAUUCAUGUUGAAUAUUCAGUAUUAUAAAACAUAUAUAAAAAAUUCAAAUAAUUAAUUUAUUAAGCUAGAAAAAGACCUGCAAGAACCGAUCACCAUAGUUUUUAAUGUUUAUCUACUAAGCUGUUCAAAAUUGUUAUUUACUUGCACUCACAGACAAUUUAAGAAAGAAUAAAGAAGUAUUAAAUUUAGAUUUAAUAUACACAACACCUGGGAUUUUUGCAGAAAGUAGUACAUAUAAGAGUAUUAACAAAUCACCUCAGUUUUAGUAAACACAGCAAAAUUACAUAUACAUAAUGGAAGUAUUGUAAAUGUGUGGAGUAAAAAUAUUGGCUUAAUUUAUAAUAAUUAUUAUCAGUUUGGUCUUUACUUCUAGAAUAGGAUCUACAUUCUGCCACUGGUGAAAAGCUACAAAUAUUUUAUAUGAACCCCUUUAAGAUUUAUAUGAUAUCUGAAUUGAUCCGAAUUUAUAAAAAUUGCAUUAAUAUUACUCAUACUCCUCAUGAACCAUAGAUUAAGACCUGUACAUAGUUUUGUUUACCAUUUUAAGAUGUAUGUAAUACCAAUUGUAUGAUUGUUACUGUUACUUAGGUAUUAAACAUACUGUUUGCAUAUGUAAGUUUUUGUACUGCUGUACUAGUGAUUAAAAAUGUACUUUAUAUGACCACUCGCAAGGAAGCUGUUCCAUUAAUAAAAAAAAUGCACAUGCAUAUGUAUGUCACUUCUGUGGGAGCUACACCUACAUUUACUACAGGGAAACGACUGUGCAUGUAUGUCGAAGCUACUCCUACAUUCACUACAGAGGAAGAACUAACUUCACACAUAUUUAUUAGCACUUGUGUGGGAGCUACACCUACAUUUGCUGCAGAUGAAGAACCAUUCAUGUAUAUUUAUUAAAACACAUUUGCUACAGAUGAAGAACUCUGCACGUUUAUGUUUAUUAACAUUUGAGUGGGAGCUACAGUACACUUACCCAUGCUACUGAAUAUAGAACUGGACAUGCAUCUUUAUUAAUUUCUUUGCCACUGAUGAACAACUGUGUGUUUGUUUCUUGGUAUGUUUGUGGGUGACACACCUAUUUGUGAAACUGAUGAAUAUCUACAUAUUUAUCUGUGGCAGGACAUGUGGGAGAGAUGUACUUUUAAUACUGAUGAAGAGCUGCAACGUGUGUUGCCACUUGCAUUACAUGUAUGUAUGUUAGCACAUAUGUGAAAGUUAUACUUACCUGAGCUACUGAUGAAGAACAUUUUGUGUAUGUGUUAAAUCUUGGUUGGAACCUUAUCUCUAUGUACUAAAGAACUACACAAGUGUGCAUGCACUUGUGCAGAAGUUGUGUUGAUGAGCUACUGAUUAAGACCUAUCUAUGUGUAUGUAUGUUAGCACUUGUACAGAAGUUAUAUGUACUCUUUACAUGUACCUGAGAAACAGAUAAAUAGUUGCAUUGUUAUUGGUUCUAUGUUAAAUUUAAUGCCUGAUUAAGACCAACAUAUUUAUAGUUUAUGUAGAGCUUAAACAUUUACAACUUAAACUGCUUGUAUAUACUUUUUGUUACUAUUUAUAGUAUAAACCCACAGUAAUCUGUAAAACUGAUGAGAAUUGCACUUGAAUUAUUGUUAAUGUUUGUUGGGGUCUACUUUAACUUGAUUUAUCAAUAAAGAAAUGCAUGUGUGACUGCUUCCAGUUAUACAAGAACUGCGUUGUUAUGUGCUACAGGAAGAAUUGCAAAUUUUGACUGUUGCUUCAUGUCUUCAACCCACAUUGACAUGAAUAGUGAAUGUACAGUUAUUAUUAUUAGUACUUUUUUGAAACUAAUAUUGACCCUCGUUUUCAUUGAGGUACCACUAAUGGAAACUGUACUCAAUUGGCUGAUACAAUAAAUUGUUGAGGAAAGUGAAGAAAUCCUAUUUGUUGUACAUAGGAAUGUGUCAGACAAAGUUGUCUUUCAAAUGGUUAAAUACUAAGAAUUUCCUAUGUUUGAAAGUAUUAAUGGACUUUUUUUCCAGUGAGUAAUUGUAUUUAAUUGGCUAAACAUAUUACAGUUAAAGGUAAAAACAUUUGAAUUGUGCUGUAUGUUCAAACAACAAUAAUAAGUAAGCACUAGUCAAAUGUACAAUAUGCUGAGGAAGAAUUUGCUCAUAUGAUAAACAUAAACCAUAUUAUUGUAAAGUCUAUCUGUUGGAAACUUAAAUCAGCAGAGUGUCUAACUUUUCAUUGUUUUUUUAUUGUAUGUUUACUUUCAGUAAAUUGUGUAAUAUUUUGGCAUCUAAUUGCAUCUCUUCUGUAAUACAUUGAUAAUGUUUAUUACUGUUGUCAGCCUCUCAGACAGUGUAUUGUUGACAUGUGGCUAUUCAUAUUGUGUAUCACCGUGCUCUCUAGAAAUUCAGAAAACCGAGUGUUCUUCAGGUUUAAUGUCGCUGACUGAAGAGUGAUUCAUCUAUAAAUUUCUGUAAGUAAAUAAACAGGAAGUUAUUCAAUUAGUCAAAAUAAAUUGUGUUACAACUUUUCAAGUUGAAUAUUUUAUCCCAAAGUGCAUCUUUCUGGUUGUAUUUUAGGUUUAGCAUUUUUAGGUUGUUUUAUGGACUUUUGUAAUACAUAUUUUGUACCACUUCUUCCAUGAGUUGACUCUCAAAAUAUGAUUCCAAAACUGGUGUUUUUGUUUUUUUGUCGCAUAAAAAUGUAUACGUUUUGUGUCCAAUUUUGUAAACAAAUAGGAUUGAGUGAAGGAAGAGGUAUACUGAUGUGCUAUUGUAUUUACUUUUAUUAGCUUGUUUUACAAUUUUCACUUUCUGUUUAGCUUGAGAUACUUGGAAUUAUGAAUGGUUGAAUUAGAAAAAAAAGAAGUAAUUAGAUGUAUCUUUACAGUAUAGCUGAUAUAACUAUAUUAUGGGUAAUUAAUUAUACAUGUGGAAGUUCUUUUGAAAGCUACCACUAGUGGUUUCUUUCCAGUAUUGCGAUGUAUGCUUGUAAUGUAUUUUAUGGCUAUAAUUAAGCUGAUAUAUUUUUAUUAUAUAUAAAGCAUUUUGUAUUUGCUGUAUAGCUUGAUGAACUUUAUCGUGUGUAAGGAUAUUUGGAAAAACUUACACAUCUAAAAAAAUGUUGUUGUUGGUGUGUGCGCAUUUAUACUAAAUAUGUAAGAGGGUAUUGAAGUGGUUUUCUGUAAAAAAAAUGAUCCAAUCUACCAUUUUUCUGUAAAUAGGCAACCAGGCAUUUCUCAUAUGAAAUGUUAAAUGAACAAAAAAAACCUUAGUGACAUUAGUUUUUUAAUGUGUUUUUACAGGUACACAUGGCUCAAUAUUUACUGUAAUGUAAUCCAGUUUAUUAAAAAUAUUGUGGGUAACUCAAAUGCGAUCAAAUGUAUGAACAAUAAAAACAUGAUUUUUUUGUAAGUCAGCUCAGUUGGUGUGGCAUAGUUAUAAAAAUGGCAGCAAAUCUUGAAGAGAAAUUUUGUAAAUGAAACAUUUGAUGAUAUUAAAAUUUCUAGUUUACAUAAUUUAUUUUAUUAUUUGAUAUUUGCUUUUGUUUAUAUAAUGCUAUGGUACAUAAAAUAUAUGAUAUCUACUUAAACACAGUAUUAAUGGUCUUUGGUUGGACAAAUUUAAAGGUGUGUUGUAGGUGAAAUGUAACAGACUUUUAUAGUAAAUGCAAGACAACUUUAAAAUACACCUCAUUGUGGAUACAACUACAGAAAUAAGUAAAAUAUUCUAAUGUAAACCACAAUUAAUAUGAAAACUACACAGUAUUACUUUCAUUUUUUUUUUGAAAAUUUAUAUUAAAAAUAUGUUGUUUGAACUUAACAUUUUUCUUACGAUGGACGAGGCACAUUUUACAAGCAGAUCUUAGUUAAUACCAUAUUAUUUUGGCUAUUAAUAAUGCAUAAUAACUUACCUUUUGCACCUUGGUUUUUGAGGAUACUGCAGUUGUUUUUAACCCAUGCUUGUAAUCAACCAGUCUUUAUACAUAUCGACUUUUAUCAUUUCUGGUUCUUUCAGAUUUAAACAAUUAUUUUUGGCAAAACCAAAUGUCUGAAUCAAGCAGUUUUAUAAAUGUUUACAAAAACAAAACUUGCUGUUUCAUCAUUGAGACAAGUAUAUUAUUAUCGUGACAUGUUUUCCAAGAUGAAAAGAGGAUGUUCAAAAAAUAAAAAUGAUUGAAUAACAUGGUGUUUGGUUGUAGGCAAAUGUAUAUUUUUAAUUAAUAUAAUUUCUAAAGUGUUUACAAAUCCAUUAGUAGAGAAAUGUACUAUUCAAGUUUUAUUGUACUGACCAGAUAAUGGAUUGUUUGCAGCUAAGUUUAUUGUUGUUUGUUGAUGAUGUGAACAGUAUUUUUUUUACAAAUUGUAAUAUUUUCCAAGAUUAUGUGAAUGCAGAUAAUCUAAUAAUUCUAAGAGUUUAUAAAAUGAACCUGCAAAAUCUUGAUUUUUAAAAACCUUUAUUUAUUUAGUUUUGCAGUUAUUUAUACAGAUCACUUUUGAGCUAGGUUUUGAUGACCUAAAAUAAUUUUCUGUGUUUAUUAAUAUUAUAAUUUUUGUUUAAAAGUUAAUAGUUUUAAGAAUAUGCUGAUGUAUAAUAUACUCUUCUGUGUCACUGACUAUUUAAAACUGUUACUUCUUUCAAAAGUGCCUUCAGAUGAUUUUGGCAAAAAAUUAUGGCAUUUCAAUAUUUACCACUAUAACAAUGGUCAGUAUAUGUCUUUAAUGAUGGCAUAACUUCACACACAUUAAAAAAAACACACACUUAAUCCAACUUUUAAGGAUGAUGUGCAUAUCACCGAGGAUAAAAACUGUUGUUUAGUCAAGAAAAUAUUAUACAGUUAAAAGAACAGUGUGUUGUUUAUAUAAAUAUCAUGGUGAAAUGCAUUGAAUGAACUAGUGUAUGUAAUUUAUAAAUUACUAGUACACUGUAUUUUGAGACAAGUUAUGACAUCCACAGAAGUAAGUUACCUCAAAACUGACGAACAACUGUGCAAUUAAUUAGUCACAAUGACAUAACAUUCAAUAAUGUGCAUACCAGUGAGAGAUUGUUUUAAUAUUUCCUAAUCAGUAUACAGUUUCCAAAAUGAUGUAUUACUCUCUGUGGUUAGCAAGAUGCAACAAAAAUUACAUCACUUGCAGACUCAGAGUCAACUUUAAUGGUUAGAUAUAUAUAUAUAAAUUAUAAGUUUCUCUGUCUUGGAAGGAAUGAGUUGAAGUUAUAUAUAUUUUAAAUCCAGUGAUCCUAAAGAAUCAUCAGUAUUCCUUACCAUAAGAAUAUAAAACUGAUAUAAUUCAGAGAAAACUAAGAUUAAGCAAGACUGCUCCCUCUUACUAUAUGCAUGAGUAAUAAAACAAUAAAUUUCCAUGUGUUCUUGUUUAGCACCAGUCAGAAAAAUAUUGUACUUAUUUGUAACUACAAAUACCACAUGCUCUUUGUCUUCCGUGGUGGUGCAUAUUCUGUUUUCUAGUGUAUGAAUAAUGUAAUAUUUGCUCUGGAAUAAUAUUUCAUUAAACCUUUUUCUGUUUUUA
Molecule: messenger RNA, 6650 nt
Organism: Limulus polyphemus (Atlantic horseshoe crab)
Lineage: Eukaryota; Metazoa; Arthropoda; Merostomata; Xiphosura; Limulidae
Product: guanine nucleotide-binding protein subunit alpha homolog
Exons: 3
Coding region: 14-1120 (368 amino acids)
Biological process (GO): Rho protein signal transduction; adenylate cyclase-modulating G protein-coupled receptor signaling pathway
Cellular component (GO): heterotrimeric G-protein complex; brush border membrane
Molecular function (GO): GTPase activity; G-protein beta/gamma-subunit complex binding; guanyl nucleotide binding
Source: RefSeq, a predicted model, not a curated record